AUGUCCAGUAAUCAGGCCGGCGGCAGCGGCAGCGACUCCAGCAGUAGCACAAAUGGAAACGGCAAUAGCAAUGGUGGUUCAGACACGAUCAUCGCCAUCGUGGCCCUGGUGGUGUCUGUUAUCGCCCUGAUCGGGACAGGAUUACAGGUCGUUCAACAAUACAUGGCCUCGGCGGCUGGCUACUCCAACUGCGAUGCCGCUGUGAUCGGGCCCUGGCACACAACGAAGAAGCGGCGGUUUCGCUUAAGCGAAAUGCGCUUCCAGGUUCUAUUCGAGACGCCUGUAUUCUUCGUCUGCCCGGCCGACAACAAGAGAGGGCCUAUCAACGGAGCGCCGGUGUGGUUUGUUAAAGGUGACCCUGAAAGCAUUGUCGUUACACGCUCUUUGCCGUUGGACGGCCCCGGCACGAACAACAGCGCAGACAAGCCGCCCCAGCAAGCAGACGGGAAGCAAAAUGAAACAACUGACCACGCCAGCCAAGCAACCUCAUCGAUGCCCAAGAUUGCACAUGUGUUGCAAGACAAGCGCGGAGUCCACACAGCUGACAACGAGAUGUCGACGUGGGUGCGCCUUCUGCAGGAGCUUCAUCGCAUGGAGCGCGACUCGCAGCACUGGCAGAAGACGCAAGUGGAGCUGAAUCCACCACAUAGCGCGUGCUCCUUUGAGGAGCACAAACUCUGCGUGGCCCUUCAGUCAAAAAAGCGUUCCUGGGACACUAUGCCGUCUAGCAUAAGCAGGCCGUAUGCUGCGUCGACUAUUUGCCACCUCAUCGAGAUGGCAGCCAUGCUGGGCAUAUACUGGAAGGAGUUCGACCGGUCUGCUGGUCGGUACCGGGCAGAAGGCAACGGCUAUGUCCUCACGGGCAACCACAUGGCAGAUUUGGGGAUUGUGUUUACCUUUCAGAUAUGCGGCAAGAGCCGAUUCAAAGAAAAUCGCAUCAUCCCUGCAGAUGAGGUCAAGGAGCUCGCGUUUGGCCUCGUGCCGACUAUUUUCCGCAGGAAAGAGGACCUUCGCCGACUUGCGUUCACGUCCGACGAUACGCGCAGUCUGGAGACUCUCUUGCUCGGCAACCGCAAUGAGCUUGCAGAGACACUAGCAUCGAUUGGCUGCAACACAAACACAUCGAACAGUCUCCGCGAUGAAACGAAGAAGCAUGGCCACCUAUUUCCUCGUAAGUCAUAG
Molecule: messenger RNA, 1182 nt
Organism: Sporothrix brasiliensis 5110
Lineage: Eukaryota; Fungi; Ascomycota; Sordariomycetes; Ophiostomatales; Ophiostomataceae
Exons: 1
Coding region: 1-1182 (393 amino acids)
Source: RefSeq, a predicted model, not a curated record